Aspergillus nidulans FGSC A4 is the source of this 1695-nucleotide messenger RNA. It is a transcript of the gene sit1, whose product is annotated as putative siderochrome-iron transporter Sit1. The record is from RefSeq and is a predicted model, not a curated record. Gene Ontology annotation, biological process: transmembrane transport; siderophore-iron import into cell. Gene Ontology annotation, cellular component: endomembrane system. The transcript is spliced from 12 exons. Gene Ontology annotation, molecular function: transmembrane transporter activity. Lineage: Eukaryota; Fungi; Ascomycota; Eurotiomycetes; Eurotiales; Aspergillaceae. Bases 1 to 1695 code for a protein of 564 amino acids.
AUGGCCGCGGCUUGGGAGAACAAGGGAGCGCAGGAGGCCUCUACAGCAGCGCCGGAGCCCCCGCCCGGCUACACAGAGGCUAACCGUGCCACUCACCUUCCUCAGUCGGACUUGGACGCCCGGGAAAUGAGUCCCGGUGUCAGACGCAUCGAAUUGAUUAACACUCAGCUUGGCCGCUAUGGGCGCAUUGCUAUGUUCUUCGGGAUAUGGCUCAUCGCCUAUGUUUAUGGUCUUGAUGGCGGAGUGCGGAAUACGUAUCAGGUACAUACCUCAGCGUUCCCAUCCAAAGCUCGUCCUGCCCCGCGCAACGGCGAGCUAUGCCACUCACAGCCUGCUUUCGACGGUACAGGUGCUGCGGAAUGUGAUUGCGGCUGCGGCGCAGCAAUGACCACGCUAACCUGGAUUGGCCGGACAUUCUGCGCGGGUGCGGUGAUUUAUCAGAUCGGGUACACGGGGAUCAUGUUCCUGGUGGAGGUUCUGAUUGGGGAUACUACAUCGACCCGCUCGCGUCUUCUCUUCUCAUACAUACCUGCCACGCCGUUCAUUAUCAACACCUGGAUCGGUGGAAAUGUGACAGACGCUGUGCUCAAAGUAACAAGCUGGCGCUGGGGAAUUGGAAUGUUUGCCAUCAUCUUCCCUGUCUGCUCGAUCCCCCUCUUCCUCAUCCUGCUAUACGGCCACUCAAAAGCCAAGAAGAUCACGGCGUAUCCGAGCCUGAUCGAAACCCACGGACUCAAGCACUUUCUUCUCGACGUCUUCUGGCGCAUGGAUGUGCUCGGCAUAAUCCUCUUGAUCGCCGUAUUUGCUCUGAUAUUGGUGCCCUUCACCCUUGCUGGCGGCAACGCAGAGCAGUGGAAGCAAGCCAAGAUCAUCGCACCGCUAGUGAUCGGGGUUCUCUGUGUCCCGCUGUGGAUUGUAUGGGAGAGCAAAUGCCGGUAUCCUAUGGUUCCGUUCAAGUUGUUGAAAGAUAGGGCUGUCUAUGGGGCCAUUGGCAUUGCCAUUAUGCUUAAUACCGGAAACUAUCUCUAUACCGUUCUAAUGGUUUCUUUUGAUGAGAGUAACCUCAGCGCAACUCGAAUCUCGUCUUUGUAUAGCUUUGCCUCAGUCAUAACGGGCUGCAUCCUCGGGGCAAUCGUCAUAAAGAUCCGACGUCUGAAACCCUUCAUUGUUGCCGGAACGUUUCUUUUCACAGUUGCCUUUGGAAUCCUCUAUCGCUUUCGGGGAGGCCCCAGCGGGGAUAGUUACGCCGGGAUUGUGGCCGGGGAGGUGGUUCUAGGGAUUGCGGGCGGAAUGUUUCCCUACCCAGCUCAAGCAAGUAUCCAGACGGCGACAAAGCACGAGCACCUCGCAAUAGUAACCGCCCUCUUCCUCUCCUCGUACAACAUCGGCUCCGCACUCGGCGGUUCUAUAUCUGGUGCGAUCUGGUCGCAAACCCUCCUCCCCAACCUUACUCGCCAGCUCGGCGGGAACUCUACGCUUGCAUCGCAGGUGUACGCCGACCCGUUCGCGUUCGCACUGAGCAACCCAGUUGGAACACCAGAUCGCGAUGCCGUUAUUGCCGCGUAUAUGGAUACCCAGCGGCUGCUUUGCAUUACGGGGCUUUGCUUGACAGUGCCCCUUAUUGGAUUUGCUCUUUGUAUCCGCAACCCGCGGUUGAACGAGAAGCAGAGCUUGGAGGAUGCGGAGAAGGAUUAG